CCGGUCGUUUUUUUCACCGCUUGAACAAUUACUCUGUGCUUCUCCUCAUCUUAUUUAUUGUACAAUAUUCGUCCCGAACAUAAAUUAAUAAUAAAUAAAAGUAAAAAAAUCCGCAUUUUGCAACUAUCAUUUCUUUCUAUUAUCGAAUUACUAUUAAACAGUUAAAGAAUCGAGUGCCGAUGGUUUCGUAACAAUAAAUCAUUGUUAACAGUCGUUGUUUUUUGUCUGAAAUGUCGGAUUAUGAUUUAUAAUGCAUUAAGCUUCGUCUAUGCACCUAAACGUUUAUAUUGAGAGUUUCGACUAGAAACACAGGAAACACAUGGAGCAGAACUAUUUACGAGGUUAUGCAUAGACACAUGCGAGUGUAAAAGCAGCGAGUGAGAAGAGAAAAGUAAAGAAAAACCUAAAAAAUGAUGUCUGUAUUAAAUAUGACGAACGCUGUUCUCAGAUCCUCACUGUACUCGGUUAAUACUGUACGCAGUAUUUCUACGUGCAAUCCUCUUUAUUUCCGAGCAACAGAGAUUCUUAUGGGUGAGCCACUUAAAAAGAAGAAGAAGAUGGACCCUGCGGUCAUUCGAGCUAGGGAGGAGAGAAAGAAGAGGAAAAUGGAAAAGAGAAUUCGUUACCUGGAGAAACGUAGUCAUUAUAUGAAACCGAUUGAUGAGAUCGAUGGGUUGUUCGAUCGCUUGAAAGAUGAAACAAGGAGCAACCAUUUGACAUCAGCAUUGCCAUUCGAGGAAAUAGAAAGGAGGAGACGCUUACACCUGGAAUGGACUAGGUACAAGCAAGUCGAAUGGAUGAAAGAUAUACAAGCCAUAAAGUCUGUUAUGAUGUCGCAAGAAACGGCGCUGAGAGAAUUAAAAGCUGCCUCGAUCGAACUUUAUAAGAAAGCUGUCGAAAUCGACGAUUCAUACCUACCAUAUAAUGCAACAGGACCUGUGGAUACUCCGCCAAUAAAGGAUUACGAGAGUCCCGAUGGUGAAUACAUAGAAACUACUGUUAAAUACCCAGGGGAGAUCGAAUGAAUAUCCUUUAUUUAAUUAUGACUAGUAGGAAUUGUUGAAAGAAAUACAACAAAAAAAUCUUGAAA
Ceratina calcarata is the source of this 1090-nucleotide messenger RNA. RefSeq names its product mitochondrial ribosomal protein L40 (gene mRpL40). The transcript is spliced from 5 exons. NCBI's taxonomy places the organism in Eukaryota, Metazoa, Arthropoda, Insecta, Hymenoptera, Apidae. The record is from RefSeq and is a predicted model, not a curated record. Bases 411 to 1025 code for a protein of 204 amino acids. Gene Ontology annotation, cellular component: mitochondrial ribosome; mitochondrial large ribosomal subunit.